AUGUCAAUCACAAAGGAGGUGAAGGCUAGUGACGCAACAGCACAAAAAAUGUUCAGCAAUGGGACACUAGUUGAGGUUAGCAGUGAUGAUGAUGGUUUUGAAGGUGCCUGGUUUGCUGCAACUAUUGUUAAAGCAGUGGGAAAGGACAAGUUCCGCGUUCAGUACCAGAGCCUGAGGACUGAUGAUGAUUCAGGCUUUCUGAGAGAAGAGUUUGAUACCCUGCAUAUUAGGCCAUGUCCACCAGAAACUCUUGUUGUUGAUCGUUUCAGUCUUUUUGAAGAAGUCGAUGCUUUGUACAAUGAUGGGUGGUGGGUGGGUGUGAUUUCUAAGGUUCUUGGUGGCUCAAAAUACUUGGUUUACUUUAGGGACACAGAUGAGGAAAUAGAGUUUAAGCAUUCUGACUUAAGGCCACAUCAUGACUGGAUUGAUGGAAAAUGGAUUAUGGCUUCCCAGGCUCUGAUGAAGUUGCUUUACUUGUGAUUGCUUGAGAAAUCAACAAGGCAUCCCUUGUGUACCAGGAGAGAUUGCAUUACAUCUGAAGGACUCUGCUUCUUGUAGCAGUGGAAGUCGACUGAUGAUUUUUUGAUAAACAAAUUGCAAUUUUUAGUAGUCAUUUCAACUUGGUAACCUAUCAUAGGCAUUCUCAACGAUUUGUUUAGACUUUACCAAUUAAUUGGAAGCAUAGUUUGACUUUAUGAUCCAAAGCAAAAGGCUAAUGAUGUA
This is a messenger RNA of Quercus lobata, 723 nucleotides long. RefSeq names its product protein AGENET DOMAIN (AGD)-CONTAINING P1-like. The transcript has 2 exons. Bases 1 to 480 code for a protein of 159 amino acids. NCBI's taxonomy places the organism in Eukaryota, Viridiplantae, Streptophyta, Magnoliopsida, Fagales, Fagaceae. The record is from RefSeq and is a predicted model, not a curated record.